This is a messenger RNA of Radiomyces spectabilis, 678 nucleotides long. RefSeq names its product isopentenyl pyrophosphate isomerase. Gene Ontology annotation, molecular function: isopentenyl-diphosphate delta-isomerase activity. The record is from RefSeq and is a predicted model, not a curated record. Bases 1 to 678 code for a protein of 225 amino acids. Gene Ontology annotation, cellular component: cytoplasm. Gene Ontology annotation, biological process: isoprenoid biosynthetic process; isopentenyl diphosphate biosynthetic process. The transcript has 5 exons. NCBI's taxonomy places the organism in Eukaryota, Fungi, Mucoromycota, Mucoromycetes, Mucorales, Radiomycetaceae.
AUGGCUCCCGAUCUCCAGAACUACGAUGAAGAGCAAGUGCGUCUCAUGGAAGAGAUGUGUAUUGUCAUUGACGAGAAUGAUAAGCGUAUCGGUGCCGAUUCGAAAAAGACUUGUCAUCUGAUGGAGAAUAUUCACGGGGGACUUUUGCAUCGUGCUUUCAGUGUGUUUCUGUUCGAUUCGAAAAACCGUUUAUUGCUUCAGCAACGUGCGUCCGAGAAGAUCACCUUUCCUGACAUGUGGACCAACACUUGUUGCUCGCACCCGUUGAACACGGCUUCGGAAUUGGUCGAAGAGGACCAACUCGGUGCUCGUACGGCUGCUCAACGUAAAUUGGAACAUGAACUUGGCAUCAAGCCUGAGCAAGUGCCCCUUGAUCAAUUCAAAUUCCUUACGCGUAUCCAUUACUGUGCUCCCAGUGACGGAUUGUGGGGCGAGCAUGAGAUUGACUACAUUUUCUUCAUCAAGGCCGAUGUGGAUCUUGAAGUGAACCCGAAUGAAGUGCGUGACGUUACUUAUGUGACCCCUGAAGGACUUAAGGAAAUGUUUAAUGAUCCCAACAUUCCAAUGACACCCUGGUUCAAGUUGAUCUGCAACUCUUUCUUGUUCAAAUGGUGGGCAAACAUUGAUAACAUUGAAAAAGAGAAGGACACAGAAACCAUUCAUCGUUUGGGAUUUUAA